AUAUAAACGUUGUUAAAUGUUGAUGUUAUUAUUCAAUUGUAACACAAGCUUCAACAAAGUACAUACCCACCAACAAUCGACAUGAGUAAAUUCUUAGUGAUCUUUUUGAUUGUCCUUGUUUUGGGUUUCUCGGCAUCUUUGCCACAGAUAGAACAUGGUUCUUUAAAUGGACCUAGUGGUCGUUUUGAGCGUACAAAAAAUCAAGCUGCUCCUCCUGUUGAUCUCAGUUUACCACCUAUAUUCUUGCCAGAAUCCAUUCCCAUACAUGAGGAUGUUAAAGAAUUUCAUGGAAGUUAUUAAUUUAUAAUUUUGUUUGUUGUUAAUUUAAAUUAUUAGUAAAUUAAAUCCAUAAUUUAAGGAUAAAUAUAAUAUUU
Molecule: messenger RNA, 374 nt
Organism: Lucilia sericata (common green bottle fly)
Lineage: Eukaryota; Metazoa; Arthropoda; Insecta; Diptera; Calliphoridae
Exons: 2
Coding region: 82-300 (72 amino acids)
Source: RefSeq, a predicted model, not a curated record